AUGACCCGCUCGGAGGCACCCGAAACCCUGGAAGGCUGGUACAUCCAGCACGACAUGUACACGGUGAAGUGGCCCGAGUGGCGCGCCAUGACGCCAGCGGAGCGUGACGUCGUCAUCGCUGAAAGCACCGACUGGCUGGCCGCGCAGGCCACUCCGGAACAGGGCAUGAGCGCCUUCUUCAGCGUCCUGGGCCACAAGGCGGACAUCCUGGCGGUGCAUUUCCGGCCCACGCUGGAAGCCCUCAACGGCGUUGAGCUUGGGCUGCGCCAGACCGCGCUGUUCCCUUACCUGCAGCCUGCCUACAGCUAUCUAUCCGUCGUCGAGUUGGGCUUGUAUGAGGUGCUGGGAGUCGUCAACCGGAAGCUCGCCGCGGAGGGUCUGGAGCCCGGCGUCGAGGGCUACGAGGCCGCCCGCGAACGCGAGUUGGCGGCGCAGAAAGAAGCGCUUCACCCUCGCCUCUAUCCCGCCGUUCCGGCUGGCCGCUACGUGUGUUUCUAUCCCAUGGACAAGAAACGCGGCGAGACCUACAACUGGUACGCGCUGUCCAUGGAAGAGCGCCGGCAGUUGAUGCGCGGCCACGGCAUGGUGGGGCGCAAGUACGCCGGCAAGGUCAUGCAGAUCAUCAGCGGCUCGGUGGGCUUCGACGACUGGGAAUGGGGCGUGACCCUGUUCGCCGAUGACCCGCUGGUGUUCAAGAAGCUGAUUUACGAGAUGCGCUUCGACCCCGCCAGUUCGCACUACGCCCUGUUCGGCGGCUUCUACGUCGGCAUUCGCUUCGAGCCGUCCGAGGUCGGGGCGCUGCUGUCCGGCCAGCCGCCGGCGUAA
Molecule: messenger RNA, 825 nt
Organism: Geodia barretti
Lineage: Eukaryota; Metazoa; Porifera; Demospongiae; Tetractinellida; Geodiidae
Source: the annotation of a GenBank genome assembly